Lynx canadensis (Canada lynx) is the source of this 2611-nucleotide messenger RNA. RefSeq names its product protocadherin beta-14. Gene Ontology annotation, biological process: homophilic cell-cell adhesion. Gene Ontology annotation, molecular function: calcium ion binding. NCBI's taxonomy places the organism in Eukaryota, Metazoa, Chordata, Mammalia, Carnivora, Felidae. The transcript has a single exon. The coding region runs from base 196 to 2592 and encodes 798 amino acids. Gene Ontology annotation, cellular component: plasma membrane. The record is from RefSeq and is a predicted model, not a curated record.
GCUCCAUUAUUCAGGGAACAGAGAACAUCCAAGCCACUGAGAAGAGAGGGAGUAAAGGAGCUUCAUCUACUAAAGCUGCUGGAGGACUAUAUACUCUCUGGGGGGGGGGGAUCUUAUUUUUUAAAAUUCAGCUUCAGCUUCCAAAAUUAGGGCUGAACUUAAAUUUUUCUACAAAAGAGGUUGCUGGAAGGAGCCAUGGAGAUCAAAGGGGUGCUCGCUCUGCAGAAAAGGCAAGUCCUGAUUCUCUUUGUUUUGCUGGGAUUAUCUCAGGCGGGUCCUGAAUCGGUGCGAUAUUCAGUGGCAGAGGAAACACAAGUUGGUUCUUUUGUGGCAAAUCUUGCAAGGGAUCUAGGGCUUGGGGUGGAGGAGCUGUCCUCACGGGAGGCCCGGGUAGUGUCUGAUGAUAAUGAAAAGCACUUACAACUUGAUUUACUGACCGGGGAUUUGCUCCUAAAUGAGAAAGUGGACCGAGAAGAGCUCUGUGGCUUCACCGAGCCGUGUGUGCUACACUUUCAGAUGGUAUUGGAAAAUCCUUUAGAGUUUUUUCGGGGUGAGCUGCAUGUCAAAGACAUAAAUGAUCACUCCCCUAUGUUUCUGGACAAGGAAAUACUUAUUAAAAUAUCAGAAAGUACCAGUAGUGGAACCACAUUCCUAAUGGAGAGUGCCCAAGAUUUGGAUGUAGGAACCAACAGUCUCCAAAACUACACACUUAGCCCUAAUUCUCAUUUCUACAUUAAAAUUCGAGACAGUGGUGAUGGAAAGAUAUACCCAGAACUGGUCCUGGACAGAGCAUUAGAUCAUGAGGAGGAGCCUGAGCUCACAUUAACACUCAUAGCACUGGAUGGUGGAUCUCCACCCAGGACUGGAACAACUUUGGUUCUCAUCAAGGUCUUGGACAUCAAUGACAAUGCCCCUGAGUUUGCUCAGAGGCUCUAUGAAGUACAUGUCCUGGAGGACACACCUGCUGGCUCCUGGAUUAUCACCAUUUCUGCUAAGGAUAUGGAUUCAGGAAAUUAUGGGAAAAUAUCAUACACAUUUUUGCAUGCAUCAGAAGAUAUUCGUAAAACAUUUGAAAUCAAUCCAAUAUCUGGGGAGGUUCACUUGAGAUCAUGCCUGGAUUUUGAAGUAAUACAGUUCUACACUAUAAAUAUUCAGGCAACAGAUGGUGGGGGUCUUUCAGCAGAAUGCAGUCUUCUGGUUAAAGUAGUAGAUAUAAAUGAUAAUCCACCAGAAGUGACCAUCUCAUCAUUUACAAAGACAGUUCCAGAGAACGCCUCAGAGACUCUGGUUGCUCUUUUCAGCGUCCGAGACCAAGACGCUGGGGACAAUGGGAGGAUGGUUUGCUCUAUUCAAGACGAGCUCCCUUUUUUUCUGAAACCAACCUUCAAGAACUUUUUCACUCUAGUUUCGGAAACAGCACUGGACAGAGAGACAAGAUCUGAGUACAACAUCACCAUCACCGUCACCGACUUGGGGACCCCCAGGCUGAAAACGCAGCACAACAUAACCGUGACGGUCUCCGACGUCAACGACAACGCCCCCGCCUUCAGCCAAACCACCUACACCCUGCGCGUCCGCGAGAACAACAGCCCCGCCCUGCACAUCGGCAGCGUGAGCGCCACGGACAGGGACUCGGGCGCCAACGCCCAGGUCACCUACUCGCUGCUGCCGCCCGCGGACCCGCAGCUGCCCCUGGCCUCCCUGGUGUCCAUCAACGCGGACAACGGGCAGCUGUUCGCGCUCAGGUCCCUGGAUUACGAGGCGCUGCAGGCGUUCGAGUUCGGCGUGCGCGCGGCCGACCGCGGCUCGCCCGCGCUCAGCAGCCAGGCGCGGGUGCGCGUGCUGGUGCUGGACGACAACGACAACGCGCCCUUCGUGCUGUACCCGCCGCAGAACGGCUCUGCGCCCUGCACCGAGCUGGUGCCCAGGGCGGCCGAGGCGGGCUACCUGGUGACCAAGGUGGUGGCGGUGGACGGCGACUCGGGCCAGAACGCCUGGCUGUCGUACCAGCUGCUCAAGGCCACGGAGCCCGGGCUGUUCGGCGUGUGGGCGCACAACGGCGAGGUGCGCACGGCCCGGCUGCUGAGCGAGCGCGACGCCGUCAAGCACAGGCUGGUGGUGCUGGUCAGGGACAAUGGCGAGCCGCCGCGCUCGGCCAGCGUCACGCUGCACGUGCUGCUGGUGGACGGCUUCUCGCAGCCCUACCUGCCGCUCCCGGAGGUGGCGGCGGCCGAGGUGCGGGCCGACCCGCUCACCGUCUACUUGGUCGUCGCCUUGGCGUCCGUGUCGUCGCUCUUCCUGUUCUCGGUGCUGGUGUUCGUGGCGGUGCGGCUGUGCAGGCGGAGCCGGGCGGCGUCUGCGGGUCGCUGCUCGGGGCCCGAGGGCCACUUUCCGGGCCACUUGGUGGACGUCAGCGGCACAGGGACCUUGUCGCAGAGCUACCAGUAUGAGGUGUGUCUGACGGGAGACUCGGGGACCAAUGAGUUUAAAUUUCUGAAGCCAAUUAUCCCCAGCCUUCCAGUCCCUGACACUGGUAGGAAUAUAGGGGGAAAUGAGAACUUUAGGAAUAGCUUUGGAUUCAACAUUCAAUAAAAUUACUUUAAACUUUGAA